Molecule: messenger RNA, 1935 nt
Organism: Daldinia childiae
Lineage: Eukaryota; Fungi; Ascomycota; Sordariomycetes; Xylariales; Hypoxylaceae
Product: Cohesin subunit rad21
Exons: 2
Coding region: 1-1935 (644 amino acids)
Biological process (GO): synaptonemal complex assembly; mitotic sister chromatid cohesion; replication-born double-strand break repair via sister chromatid exchange
Cellular component (GO): cohesin complex; synaptonemal complex
Molecular function (GO): protein binding; chromatin binding
Source: RefSeq, a predicted model, not a curated record
AUGUUCUAUUCUGAGACUUUGCUUCAGAAGACAGGGCCUUUGGCCCGAGUCUGGUUGUCGGCAAACUUGGAGCGCAAACUCUCCAAAACUCACAUUCUGCAAUCCAAUUUGCCUGACAGUGUCGAUGCCAUCAUCACUCCUAACCAAGCGCCGAUGGCGCUCCGCUUAAGUGGUCAACUCUUGCUUGGUGUUGUCCGAAUCUAUAGUCGGAAGGCCCGCUAUCUCCUAGAUGAUUGCAACGAAGCUCUGCUCAAGAUUAAAAUGGCUUUUCGUUCCACUGGAAACAAUGAUAUACCGGAGAAUUUGAAUAUGCCAAAUCGGGAAGCAUUGAUGCUUCCCGAUCGUAUUACUCCUGCCGACAACUUAAACAUUUUACCGCCACCAGAUGCCAACUGGUUGCUCGGCCAGAUGGAAGAUGUGAACGCUCCCCAAAGUAGCGCAGGCUCUCGAGGUCGUGGUCGACCUAGCAAUCGCGAUAUCAACUUGCAAGAAGACUUCAACAAUAGUCAGUUCUUACACGACGAUCAUAUGGACGAGGACGAGGUAGCACUUGCUCCUAUGGACGACUUGGAGUUAGAUCUGGAUUUCGGAAUGGAUAUCGACGAACGACCCCGAGGGGACAAGAGUAUUGAGAUGGGUCGAGAUGCACCUGCACCUCGCGCGGUUGAAGAUGAUAUCUUUAGCGAGCUAGAUGUUGCACCACCAGCAAAGGGUGCGGACCGCGAGCCAUCGCUGACUUUGGACUUUGGAGACGAUAAUGUUAGGAUCGCGGACGGGGAUGGUGAUAUUCCAAUGGACGAUGAUUUCCAGUUUAAUAUUGGAGAUCAGUCAGUAGCGCCUGAGAUGGGUGGUGCUCUUGGCCUCGAUCGAGCUCGCAUUUCAGAGUCUCCUCUUUCGGAUAUCGACGAAAACGUAGCCCGGGACGUAGAGGAGUGGACGCGCCUGAACAACACUAGUAUCUACGAACCGGGCCAAGAACCUGAGGAGCCCGAGCCCCUUCCUCAGAAGAGGUCAAAGAAGCGCAAGAUAUUUGGGCUGGACCCAUCUACUCAGCUUACUAGCGCGCACAUUAAAGAACAGCAACAAAGUCACGAAAAUAUCCUAAAGGCACCAACCUUUAUCUCACGAGAUCCUUAUUUCCUAGCCUUAAUUGAGCUAAAGAACAGUGGCAGUUUUGUGUCUAGCAUCAUGGGCGACGCCCGUAGCAAAGCCUGGGCUCCGGAGCUAAGGGGACUAUUAUCACUUGAUUCUAUCAGACCAGUCAAUGACCUAAAGCGAAAGAGAGAUAGCGGUGUUGCUGAUGUUGGUGAGGAAGAGGACCAAGGGGCAUCUAAAUCGCCUCGCUUGGACAUAGGUGAUGACGACGAUGGACUAGUUACCGCCGAUACAGGCUUGGGUGAUCGCAGUGUUGCCCCUGAUGGCACCAUCCUUGAGAUACCCGCAGACAACACUGUCGUACACCAAGACGACGAUGACGAUCACCAGCCCCGUGAAGGAAGCCCAAUGCCGGCAUUUGACGAGACUACAGCUCCUAUAGUACACCCCGCCGAUAGUGGCCCAGUCUCCAUGGGUACAAAACAUGCGGUCCACGUACUCCGAGAUCUGUUCGGUGAAGAGGCAGCUGCAAAUGAAGAAAAGCGGAAGAAGUCAGUAGUGUUCCAGGACCUUCUUCCCGAAGGGAGAACUUCCAAGGCGGACGCCACGAAGAUGUUCUUCGAAUGCUUAGUGUUAGCAACCAAGGAUGCCAUCAAAGUCGAGCAGAAGGAAGGUACGCUUGGCGGCCCUAUUCGGGUCAGGGGAAAGCGUGGUCUAUGGGGAGCUUGGGCCGAGACAGAAGCUGGCGGAGAGAUUGCGAACCAAGAACAAGCACCACAAGCCGACCAACCCGAGCCUGCUAUCGCUACGCCUUCUCGAGCUGUAGCGGCGGCAGCAUGA